AAUUCACCCAGAAACCCGUCAAGCCUUUCGCAUGGAUGAAUUGACAAAUUCAUUUCUGAAUUGAUGGACGAAUACAUUUAUGAAUUUGUGCACGAACUGAUGAGUUAAUUGAUGACUAGUUUUGGCACAAAUGUCGCUCCAUACUAAUGCGCGUCUUUGUAGGGGUGGAGUCAGUGUGCGUGCAUAUUUACUGCUCGGUGGUGCCAGGGUGCGGCAGCUUUAACCUCAUUGCGUGCAGGUAUUUUAAAGAUACAGCGACGGAUUUCAAACAUCAGAACUUAAAAAUCGACUCAUCCAUAUUUAAACGGUGCUGUACUACACUUUGCUACUCGUGGACGAUAAAAAAAAACAGCUACUAAACAGAUGCCCAUGUGAUGCCAUGGACAGUGUGGAGAUGGAAUCUGUCCCAAUUAAAGAGGAGUUCCCUGAACUUGUCCCCUUUAGUGUGGAGUUCUCUGGGCUGGCUUCCCUCCCAGUUAAACAGGAGCUCUAUGAGGUGCAAUGUGACAGCAGUCAGCCAGAGGUCUCUGAGAUUAAAGCUGAGCACAAUGAAUUGGAGAUCCCCCAGACAGAAGAACUGCUUCCUGUGAAACAAGAGGUACUGGAAAUUAAACAGGAGUGUCUGACAGUAGAGUUUGACCAUAUGGAACCAGGGAAGGAAGAAUCCGAGGACUUCAAACCAAACAUCCCUGAGCUGAAGUCUGUACGCCUGCGGGAGUGUAGCGUGGUGGUGGAGAGGAUCUGCAUGAGAGAGCGAGGCACUGGAGAGGAAGACUCUCCCAACAGCACGCAAGGAGGUGGAAAGGAAGGUGGGCGGUCAUAUUCAGAAUACAGUCUAGCAGGUUCCAGUCCCACAGCUAAAGCAAGGAUGGGCAGUGGAGAAUAUCCUGACAGUAGGAAAGGUUUCACCCAGUUAGGGCAUUUUGAAAAACACCAACGAAUUCACACAGGAGAGAAACUGUAUCGCUGCUCUGACUGUGGGAAGAGUUUCAGGGAUUCGGGAAUUCUAAAAGCACACAAGCGAAUUCACACAGGAGAGAAACCGUACCUCUGCUCUGACUGUGGUAAGAGUUUCAGACAGUCAGCACACCUUGAAAAACACAAGCGAAUUCACACAGGAGAGAAACCGUAUCGCUGCUCUGAAUGUGGAAAGAGUUUCAGUCGUUCAGAACACUUGAAAAAGCACCAGUAUAUUCACACAGGCAAGAAACCGUAUCGCUGCUCUGAAUGUGGGCAGAGUUUCAGGGAAUCGGGAAAUUUGAAAGCACACCAGCGAAUUCACAAAGGAGAAAAACCAUAUUGCUGCUCUGACUGUGGGAACCAUUUCAGAAUGUCAGAAUACCUGAAAAGACACCAGCGUAUUCACACAGGAGAGAAACCGUAUUCCUGCUCUGACUGUGGGAAGAGUUUCAGGGAAUCAGGAACUCUGAAAAAACACCAGCGAAUUCACACAGGAGAAAAACCAUAUUGCUGCUCUGACUGUGGGAAGAGUUUCAGACAUUCAGAAAACCUGAAAUUACACCAGCGUAUUCACACAGGAGAGAAACCGUAUUUCUGCUCUGACUGUGAGAAGAAUUUCAGACAUUCAGGAGAUCUGAAAAAACACCAGAGAAUUCACAUAGAAGAGAAACUGUAUUGCUGCUCUGACUGUGGGAAGAGUUUCAAGCAUUCAAGACAGCUGAAAACACACCAGGGAAUUCACAGAGGAGAGAAACCAUAUUUCUGCUCUGACUGUGGGAAGAGCUUCAGACAGUCACAACACCUAAAAACACACCAGCGAAUUCACACAGGAGAGAAACCUUAUUGCUGCUCUGACUGUGGGAAGAGUUUUAGAGAUUCAGGCGACCGGAAAAAACACCAGCGAAUUCACAAAGGACAAAAACCUCUCCAAGCGAUUUGUGACCACACAGGACGGUUCCUGGAUGUGUUUGUGGGUUACCCUGGGUCAGUGCAUGACUCCAGGGUACUGAAGAACAGCCCUGUGGACACCAGGGGGCUGUACCCUCCACCAGGGUUCUUCUUGUUGAGAGAUGGUGGGUACCCCUGUCUGAAAGAGCCAGUGUGCCUGAUCACACCAUACAAGGAGCCUGUGCAAGGCAGGGUUCAGGCCCGCUUCAACCGCCAUCAUUCCAAGGCUCGUUCCAUCAUAGAACGAGCCUUUGGGAUGAUGAAAACCCGAUGGAGGGCCAUUUUCUUUAAAGCCCUGGAAGUUCACCCAUCAUUUGCCCCAAAAGUGAUAGCAGCAUUUGUCUGCUGUGAAGCCACUGCUGUAGACGUGCCUGGUGAUUCAUCCUCGACGGAUGAGGCAAUCAGGACUGGAGGCCUAAUAGAGGGGCUCCCCCCAAUUGCCUCAUCCAUGAGGGUGAACCACGGCCACGACGCAGCAGUGGCCUCCCCUGCCUCUGUCCCUGUGCCUGUUGGAGGGCAUUUCAACUCCUACAAGAGAAAAACAGAAUCCUGUGUGCUGGAAAUUAAACAAGAGCCCCUGACAGUAGAGUUUGACCACAUGGAACCAGGGAAGGAAGAAUCUGAGGACUUCAAACCAAACAUCCCUGAGCUGGAGCCUGUACACCUGCGGGAGUGUAGCGUGGUGUUGGAGAGAGUCUGCAUGAGAGAGCAAGGCGCUGGAGAGGAAGGCUCUCCUAACAGCACGCAAGGAGGUGGAAAGGAAGACAGGCGGUCAUAUUCAGAAUGCAGUCUAGCAGGUUCCAGUCCAUCAGCUAAAACGAGGGCAGGCGGUGGAGAAUAUCCUGACUGUGGGAAAGGUUUCACCCAGUUAGGGCAUUUUGAAAUAAACCAGCGAAUUCACACAGGAGAGAAACUGUACUGCUGCUCUGACUGUGGAAAGAGUUUCAAACAGUCAGCACACCUUAAAAGACACCAGCGAAUUCACACAGGAGAGAAACCGUAUUGCUGCUCUGACUGUGGGAAGAGUUUCAGACGUUCAGAAGACCUGAAAAUACACCAGCGAAUUCACACAGGAGAGAAGCCAUAUCCCUGCUCUGACUGUGGGAAGAGUUUCAGAGAUUCAGGAGACCUUGAAAGACACGAGCGAAUUCACACAGGAGAGAAACCGUAUUGCUGCUCUGACUGUGGGAAGAGUUUCAGACGUUUAGAAAACCUGAAAAUACACCAGCGAAUUCACACAGGAGAGAAGCCGUAUCCCUGCUCUGACUGUGGGAAGAGUUUCAGAGAUUCAGGAGACCUGAAAAAACACCAACGAAUUCACACGGGAGAGAAACCGUAUUGCUGCUUUGACUGUGGGAAGAGUUUCAGACAUAAUGGAAGCCUGAAAAGCCACCAACUAAUUCACAUAGUAGUGAAACCGUAUCCCUGCUCUGACUGUGGGAAGAGUUUCAGGCAUACAGAAGACCUGGAAAAACACCAGCAAAUUCACACAGUAGAGAAGGUGUAUCACUGCUCUGACUGUGGGAAGAGUUUCAGGGAAUCAGGAACUCUGAAAACACACCAGAGAAUUCACACAGAAAAUCCAUAUUUCUGCUCUGACUGUGGGAAGAGUUUUUCAGGUAUUCAAGACUGCAGACGUUUUUCAAACAUUCAGAAGUUAAAAAAAAAAAAACCCGACUCAUCCAUUUUGAAUUAUAAUACCUGUUCCAUCACUGUGCUUGUCGUGGACGAUAAAAAACUACUAAACAGAAUACCGUGUGAUGCCAUGGAUAGUGUGAAGAUGGAAUCUGUCCCAAUUAAAGAGGAGUUCCCUGAACAUGAACCUGUUCACUUUAGUGUGGCGUUCUCUGGGCUGGCUGCCCUCUGUGAGGUGCAGUGUGACAGCAGUCAGCAAGAGGUCUCUGAGAUUAAAGCUGAGCACAAUGAAUUAGAGAUCCCCCAGACAGAAGAAAUGCUUCCUGUGAAACAAGAAGAGGUGCUGGAAAUUAAACAGGAGCCCCUGACAGUAGAGUUUGACCACAUGGAACCAGAGAAGGACGAAUCUGAGGACUUUAAACCAAACAUCCCAGAGCUAGAGCCUGCACGCCUGUGGGAGGGUAGUAUGGUGCUGGAGAGAAUCUGCAUAAAAGAGCAAGGCACUGGAGAGGAAGGCUCUCCCAACAGCAUGCAGGGAGGUGGAAAGGAAGACGGACGGUCAUACUCAGAAUGCAGUCUAGCAGGUUCCAGUCCAGCAGCUAAAGCAAGGAUGGGCGGUGGAGAAUAUCCUGACUGUGGGAAAGGUUUCACCCAGUUAGGGCAUUUUGAAAUAAACCAGCAAAUUCACACAGGUGAGAAACUGUAUUGCUGCUCUGACUGUGGAAAGAGUUUCAAACAGUCAGCACACCUUAAAAGACACCAGCGAAUUCACACAGGAGAGAAACCGUAUCCCUGCUCUGACUGUGGGAAGAGUUUCAGACGUUUAGAAAACCUGAAAAUACACCAGCGCAUUCACACAGGAGAGAAACCAUAUCCCUGCUCUGACUGUGAGAAGAGUUUCAGAGAUUCGGGAGACCUGAAAAAACACCAGAGAAUUCACACAGAAGAGAAACCGUAUUACUGCUCUGACUGUGGGAAGAGUUUCAGACAUAAAGGAACCCUGAAAAGCCACCAGCAAAUUCACACAGUAGUGAAACCGUAUCACUGUUCUGACUGUGGGAAGAGUUUCAGACAUUCAGAAGACCUGAAAAAACACCAGCGAAUUCACACAGGAGAGAAGGUGUAUCACUGCUCUGACUGUGGGAAGAGUUUCAGUCGUUCAGAACACCUGAAAAAACACCAGCGAAUUCACACAGGAGAGAAACCGUAUCGCUGCUGUGAAUGUGGGAAGAGUUUCAGUCAUUCAGAACACCUGAAAAGACACCAGCGAAUUCACACAGGAGAGAAGCCGUAUCCCUGCUCUGACUGUGGAAAGAGUUUCAGGGAAUCGGCAACUCUGAAAACACACCAGAGAAUUCACACAGGAGAAAGUCCUUAUUGCUGCUCUGACUGUGGGAAGAGUUUCAAACGUUUAGAACACCUGAAAAUACACCAGCGAAUUCACACAGGAGAGAAACCUUAUCUCUGCUCCGAAUGUGGGAAGAGUUUCAGGGAAUCGGGAACUCUGAAAAUACACCAGAGAAUUCACACAGAAGAGAAACUGUAUUGCUGCUCUGACUGUGGGAAGAGUUUCAGGUAUUCAAGACUGCUGAAAACACACCAGCGAAUUCACACAGGAGAGAAACCAUAUUUGUGCUCUGACUGUGGGAAGAGUUUCAGACAGUCACAACACCUAAAAACACACCAAAGAAUUCACACAGGAGAGAAACCGUAUCUCUGCUUUUACUGUGGGAAGAGUUUCACAGAUUCAGGAGGCCGGAAAAAACACCAGCGAUUUCACAGACAAAAACCUUAAAGCGCAUGUUCAGUGGGACUUUUUACUCAUUCAAGGGGGAAAAAACAUAUUGCAUUAUUAGUCCCUGUGUAAUAAUAAUUUUUCUGUGUCACUCUUAAGACCAUGCAUUUUAAAUGGUAAAGAUGCACUUGAGAAAGUGGGUGGUGAUGCGAACAUGUCUAGUUUAACUGUGUCAAUGCAGACAGUGCCUGGGAGCAGGAAUAUACAGAAAGGAAACUAUUCCGCAGCUUAUCUGAUAUACCAGUCAGGAGAAAUCGGUAACUUGUGUGGUAAAUGAGUUUCAGGGUUUAGCAUUUAAACUUGAUUAAUCUGAAAAUAAAUAAAUUGAUCAGAACGAUUAUCCUGACCCGGUAUAUAGCAUCCAGAGACGAGACGGCACCGUCCUUACUGGGCAAUCAGCUGGAUGAUUUGACUUGUAAAUUCAUCACGUUUCUAGAACUAAUGAAAAAAUGAUAAUGUCCUGUGGCUGAAUCACUGAAUAUUGUGCAACGUGUAGCUUUGCACUGUGCAUUGUCCAUGCUUUUAUUUGAGCUUGCUUUUAAACUGCCCUAACUAAUGCAAGUGUAGCAAGCAUGUGUACGGAUCUUAGGUACAGAGAGGCAUACAUGUUUUAGACUGACAAAUUACAAUUAAUUACUAUUAAUGGAUUAAGCUGUCAUUACAGAGCACAAAAAUAUAGGCUAAAAUGCAGUCUGGUAAUAGAAAUAAACAUGUGUUUUGGGUGGGUGGUGGGUCUAUAGAUUUUGAAAAGGAUUUAUUUGCCUUUUAGUAGAGAAUUAGAUAAAAAAAAAAUAUAUAGAUAGAGGUAGAUAGAUAGAUAACAGUGCUAGACCGGGACCUUGUUAAAUUAUGUAAUGAGGAUGUUUGUGUAAUCAGAGUUCUACUGAGACGUCACUGUACAAUUAACCCUUCUAAGGACUGAGCGUUUUCUGACUCUCUUACUAUAAAAAAAUCAUUUUUUUUUUUCUUUUUUUUUUUUACAAUGGAAUCUUGGUGUCCUUUAUUUAUAUAUAAACAUUAUAAAGUACUUAAACAAUACAAAUGUGUCCCUUUUUUUUCUUUCAAAACAAUAUUUACUUUAUUUUAUUUUUUUAAAUUAAGUAUUAUUAUAAGAAGAAGAAGAAUUAUUAUGAUGUAUUCUGCUUUGAGAUACAUGCUUUUCUAUGACCUGAGGGGACCUUACAAUACUUUUGAAAGUUUUGUUGAGAAAUAUUGAUGUUUGGGCAAAUUAAAUAUUUUAUUUAACAUCAUCUAUUCAAAGAAACUACAAAACAAAGUGUCUACCUGAAGCUGUAAGUAGUACAGUAUUUCAUGCUAGAUUUUGAAAAACACAUUUUUCAAUUUGUCAG
Messenger RNA from Acipenser ruthenus (sterlet), 6687 nucleotides. Its product is annotated as zinc finger protein 729-like. Lineage: Eukaryota; Metazoa; Chordata; Actinopteri; Acipenseriformes; Acipenseridae. The transcript has 10 exons. The record is from RefSeq and is a predicted model, not a curated record. Gene Ontology annotation, molecular function: DNA-binding transcription repressor activity, RNA polymerase II-specific. Gene Ontology annotation, biological process: negative regulation of transcription by RNA polymerase II. The coding region runs from base 380 to 5338 and encodes 1652 amino acids.